Molecule: messenger RNA, 1335 nt
Organism: Fusarium graminearum PH-1
Lineage: Eukaryota; Fungi; Ascomycota; Sordariomycetes; Hypocreales; Nectriaceae
Exons: 2
Coding region: 1-1335 (444 amino acids)
Source: RefSeq, a predicted model, not a curated record
AUGUGUCCGAAUCGGAGACUUAUCGGUCAUUUUCUAUCCCAGGAUCCCAAGCAAAUGGGCCGUCCCCGGAAGAGACGCCAUGUAGACACUGAUCCAGAAGACAAUGCCGCCGCUGCUGUAUCAUCUCAACCUCAACUCCAGGAACAGCCGUUACUCUUCCUACAGCCUGCUGACGACAUCUCUUACCCGCAGCUUCAGAGUACAGUGCCAACUGGAGACUUUCUUGACAAUCUGAACUUCUUAGACGAGCCUAUUGCUACAAAUGUUGAUAACUGGGACUUGUUGCCCGGCUAUAACGACUCUCUUUCCUUUGACCCUCAAAUCUUGGACCACGAUGACACCUUUACGGAUAACAACGCUUUGCCAUCGCUGAACCUAAGCGGUGUUGAUCUUCUGGGCACCAUCGAUUUCGGAGACACAAACGCUCCGCAGGAAACUAUCUCAAAGGAUCUGAGCCAUACACUCCAUCAGUAUCUCGCCGACCAGAUUAAUCCGCCAAAGCCAGAGUCUCACCACGCCUCAGACACUUCAACACCGCCUGACUCUAGCGACAAUGGCACUUCUGUUGACUCUCUUGAGAAUGCUGCCAGCUCAUCAGCUCGCUCAAUGCGUUCCGUUCCGACAGUGUCCUGCAGUUGUCUAUCAUCACUAUUCUUCGCCCUCGAUUCUCUCGGCAACUUGCCGAAUGAGGUGAUCCCGGCCAUGAAGGUCGCCCGGAAUGCCUCGAGGGUCGCUCACGAUGUCAUCAAGUGCCCUCUUUGCUCAAACUUCGUAACUGAAGAUCCUCCCAAGCCGCCUCCCAUACAAGCAUUCCAGAACCUUAUGCUUUUGGGCACCCUGGUACCAUCAGCAUGCAAUGCCUAUGCUCGAAUCCUCGAAAUGGUCGAUGAAGAAACUGUCCUCGCCAAGAAAGAGGGAAGGACAUUCUGGUUUACUUUCAGAGACAUCGGUGGACUAUGGGGCUGCGUUGGGGAUACGCCCAAGAGCUGCACAGCUUACGAAACCUACAACAACAAAACCAUGGCCCCAGAUAUGUGGAGGCUGACCAUCCGUGGUCUUCUCCGUCUCGACGUCUACGGACUUAAUGAGAAAGACCAGGACAUGCCUGGAGCAUCGCCGUACCGACAACUGGGCCUCAAGGAUGUUGUGGACCGACUAGAAGAGCGAAGCAGACAAAGGCAUGAUGCCUUGGAUGCACGCAUUGCUGCUGGGCAUAGUCACAGCGAAAUAUCUGGGGUUAUCUAUCCAUCAAAACCAUGCGGUCCAUCAGAACGCAAUUGUACAAGGGUUCUCGAGACGGCUCGUAUUGCCUUGGAGAACCUCGUCAUUGCAUGA